AUGGUGCCAGAUGUUGCUGUUGGCUGGUCGAGCGAUUGUUCGUUUCGUUUGAGGAUAGCCCUGGCAGUUGCGGUAUUGGAAACGAAACCUGAUGACACUACGCCACGAGAGUAUAUCCUACGUCUACGUGCUCAUCUCAAAGUUGCCCGGGGGAACGCAGUGGGUGUUCGCCGCCAACGGUUCUUCGACUGUAUAGCCUACUGGAAGGACAGAUGCGAAAUUCUGGAUGCUCGAGUCGCGAAUCUUGAGAAGAGAAUGGAGGUCAUGCAAGAUAAUAACCGCCCAACUGGUUUGUUAUCGAAUUCCAGCGUCGAUGGUGCUCCUUCCUCCCAAACCGGACAGGUACAACGCAAACAAAAGGUCCUUCCACGAUCGCAAUCGAUGACAUCCUCGAAGGGCGAUACUACGAGAUCUUUUGCGGGCCCGCCGGAAAAUAUGGAAUCGUACCAUGUAGACGGAGACAGACCGCAAAGCCCUGCCCACGAUCACAGCUUUGCUGAAAUUCUCACUGAGUCUGUAUCGCGGUUACAUAGGCUACGCAAGCAACACAGUGAAGAUCCUGAAACCAUCUGCCUACAGUUGAUACACAUCGUCCGCUCCAUUGGGACGUGCCAAAUCUCCACCCCGCAUACUAGGCCGGCCUCAAGUAAUGGAAACGAAGACAUGGUACCAGAAGCAUCGCAUAUCCAGACCGUUGUGGCAUGUUCACGAGCUUUUAAUAUGGUCCUCACUGCGUUCCGGAAAGUCCGUUCUGCCCUUGACAAAACUUUACUUGCUUCUGUUGUCUACGAGUGUCUUAGGAUGUACCGUUCUUUGCUUGAUCAGAUCGCUGAGAAGGCUAAAAGAUUAGGAAUGGCGGAGGUGGCAGGUCAAACCGGCAGAGUAGGUCAGUCUGGGGCGAAACCAUUGCGGGACAGCGGCAGUCUUCCGAAUCCAACAUCCCAUUUCCUAUACAACUUGCUGUCGAGUCUUGAUAAGAACGAUACCGUGGAACGGGAGAUUUUUGAGGGCUGGCUGUUCUUAGUCGUCAAACGCGUCGGAGACCUUCUCUUCUUUUCCACGUUUGGGGCCCAGCGGGCUCGGCUGAUCGAAACUGACAUAGUACGUUGGGAGAGUACGAGUAGAAAUGCUCGCAAUACAACACAAGACGUCAAGGUAGAACGACUCGCCUUUCAGACGGAAGUUCGCCCGUUGGUCACAUUGCUGAAGCGAGCCAUGGCUCUUGCGCCACUUUAUAUGAACCCAAGAUCAGCGGCUAGUACACGCAAUGUGUCCAAUCAGGCUCGGAGUGCUGGCAGUAGGCCAUCGGUAUCAUCAACCUCUAGAACCCCUCUAUACCCCCGAGUAAGAGAGCGACUGCAGCGAACGCUCAUUCACUGCAUGUUCGGCGAGGGAGAUGACAACGAGCUACUGGACAUCUUACGAAAGCCUGCCAGGCCCGGGAGGUAUCCUAAGGACUCUAUUCCAACGAACACGGGUGUUGAAGACUGGUUCAUGGAAGAGGUUUGGAAGGUUGUCGGAUGGGACUUAUUAAGCAGAGAGGGUGGUGAAUGUUAG
Messenger RNA from Aaosphaeria arxii CBS 175.79, 1557 nucleotides. RefSeq lists its product as uncharacterized. The record is from RefSeq and is a predicted model, not a curated record. The transcript is spliced from 3 exons. The coding region runs from base 1 to 1557 and encodes 518 amino acids. Lineage: Eukaryota; Fungi; Ascomycota; Dothideomycetes; Pleosporales.